CGGCAGUUUCAUUCGACAAUCAUUCCUAGGCUCGACGACCCGUACAAGACUCUUGGGGUUGACAAGAGUGCCAAUGCGUCUCAGAUCAAGAAGGCGUACUACAAGCUAGCAAAAAAGCUGCAUCCGGAUGUGAACCAAGAGAAGGGUGCGGACGAGAAGUUCCACUCACUGCAAGAGGCGUAUGACAUUCUUUCGGACCCAAAGAAGAAGGAGCAGUAUGAUCAGUUUGGGCCAGCGGCGUUCAGCCAGGGAGCAGGAGGUGCUGGUGCCGGAGGAUACGGUGGCGGACAUCCGUACGGAGGAGGCAAUCCAUUUGCAGGGUUCGGCGGAUUCGGCGGGUUCGGAGGCCGUGCACAGGGCGGCGGCAACCCGUUUGAGGGCAUAAACUUCGAGGACUUGUUUGGUGGGUUUAGUGGAGGCGGUGCCGGAGGUAGAAGAGGUGGCGGAUUCCAGCACUACCAGGGUGAAGACAUUGAGAUCCUAAAGACAAUUCCGUUCAAGGAGUCUGUCUUCGGGACGAGGGUGAAGGUCAACUACAGUGCCGUUGUCCAGUGUGACACGUGCCACGGCAGCGGGUUGAAGAGUGGCAAGAAGAAGUCCACCUGUAAGGUGUGUAACGGAACGGGGGCCCAGAUGCACGUGUUGCAGGGCGGGUUCCACAUGUCGUCGACGUGCAAGGCGUGCAACGGGACCGGUGUGCAGAUCAACCACGAGGACGAGUGCGGGAGCUGCCACGGCGAGGGCGUGAAGACGCAGAUCAAGCAGACCGAGGUGAGGCUUCCCUCGGGAAUCAAGGACGGCUCGAGGAUCCGGGUCGCCAACGCCGGCGACGCCCCACACAUGACCACGUCCAGCGGGUACAAGCUGUCGAACGGCGACUUGAUCAUCCGCAUAAGGGUGCAGCCGGACCCAGACUUCAAGCGGGACGGCAAGGACUUGGUCUACAAGACGGAGAUCCCUAUGACCACUGCUGCGUUGGGCGGAACCAUCGAGGUGCCCACCCUUGACGGCGCCAAGAUCAAGCUGCGCAUCCCCUCCGGCUCCCAGUCCGGCCGCACCAUCGACAUCCCGGGCAAGGGUGUCCCCGUCAGCGACAUGAGCACCAACCGCGGCUCCCUCAAGGUCAUCCUCAACGUCAAGACGAUGCGCCCUACCAACGCCACCCAGAUCGCCUUGCUCGAGGCCGUCGCCGACGCCUUUGGCGACAAGACCGCCAAGCGACUC
Pichia membranifaciens NRRL Y-2026 is the source of this 1224-nucleotide messenger RNA. RefSeq lists its product as hypothetical. The record is from RefSeq and is a predicted model, not a curated record. Gene Ontology annotation, cellular component: cytoplasm. Gene Ontology annotation, molecular function: ATP binding; heat shock protein binding. The annotation marks the transcript as partial. The transcript has a single exon. Gene Ontology annotation, biological process: response to heat; protein refolding. NCBI's taxonomy places the organism in Eukaryota, Fungi, Ascomycota, Pichiomycetes, Pichiales, Pichiaceae.